CGCCUUCUCCCCGCCUUCUCGCGAAGGGCGGGCUCUGGCCACUGUCAGAGCGGCCUCCGGGAGGCUGCGGGAUCCCGGGGGCGCCUUUGCGGGCCGGCGCCGACCGAUCUCCUUGCUCUCGGCGGUCCUCUUGCCGCGGUUGUCGAGAGAAGACGCUUCCUGACGGAUUCUUGCGGCUCGUGCCUGGCUCUGUGAGGCUCGAUCUCUCCGACUUUGAAAACAGAAGGAGGCUAGAUGUGGCAACACAUUCCCAGAUCCCUGCAGGAGAGCCAUGGCUUAUGAUGAUUCCAAGGGAAAAAAAGAUGAUGUGGGACUAGCAGCUGGCAGAACCCAAUAAGGAAAGAAACGUUCCUAUAAGGAUCUGCUUCCAGAAAGGAGGAGACAGCUGCUCAAGGGGCAUACGGAAAAUAGACUGAAGACUUUUGUCCUUUAGAACUUUCCCUGCCUUUGGAGUCAUCAUCAAAGAAUAGAAAAAAGUAAUUUUUUUCACUCUCUGCUAACACUGCCAUGGAUUUGCUUAAAGCCAUCAACACUCCUUUAACUACCAGCUCCAAAUCAUCUAAAAGGACUUUGGAAAAACCAUCUCAUUCUUCAUUCAGUGCUGCCAAUUAUUCAGAGGGUAAGAAGGAACAUCACAAGAAGAAGCUGAGUGGAAGCAGCGAUCCACCCUUGGAUGAUGGUACUUUCCAUAAGUCCAAAAAAAUAAAACCACCAUAUGUAAACACUGAAAUGCUGACCUUACGUGAGCCUGAUGGCUUAAAAAUGAAACUAAUCCUCUCACCAAAAGAGAAAGGGGGUACCAUAGCAGAAGAUCCCUUUCCACAUUCUGGAGCUACAAAAAAGACCUCUAAGAAGUCUAGUCGGGAUGAACAAAUCUUGCAGCCCUCAAGCCAUGAUACACACAGCUUCUUGAAAUCCCGCAAGAAGCACAAGCCACCUACAGAUCCCCAUCCCCUUUCUCCUGCUGAGGGCUUCAGCCCAGACACAUCCCUCUUCCCUGAAGGCCAAAGCAGUGAUUUUGAGCUUUCAAACUUGGAACCACAAAUGGAAUCUGGAUCUUCAUCUGGAGGUGAGUUGGAAGCUGGAGAACUAGUCAUUGACGAUUCAUAUCGGGAGAUAAAAAAGAAAAAGAAAUCAAAGAAGAGUAAAAAGAAGAAAGACAAGGAGAAACACAAGGAGAAAAAACACUCUAAAUUGAAGAAGAGUUCUGGACUCUCUUCAUCACCAGCAGCAGUGGAAAUAACACCACAACUGCCUGUUUCUCCAACUAGCAUCCAGUUUGCUCUACCUGCCCCUCCUCCUUCUUCCUCACCACUGCCACCUGUUUUCUGUACAGAUAGCCUGAAUGAGAAAAAGAAGAAGAAAGAAGAAAAAGAGAAGAUUGAGAAAAUAGAAAAAGAAAAGCCAAAGAAGAAAAAUAUGUCUGCCUACCAAGUAUUCUGUAAGGAAUAUCGUGUGAACAUUGUGGCUGAACAUCCAGGAAUAGAUUUUGGUGAGCUGAGCAAAAAGCUAGCAGAGGUUUGGAAACAGCUUCCAGAGAAAGAUAAACUGGUUUGGAAGCAGAAGGCUCAGUAUUUGCAACAUAAGCAGAAUAAAGCAGAAGCGACAACAGUGAAGAGGAAAGCAAUGUCAUCUGAAGGUUCCCCAAAAUUGAAAGCUUCUCUAGCAAGCAUGCCUUCACCCCAUAAAAAGUCCCCAACUAGUACAAUGGUAUUAUCCUCUUCACCAGUGAAGGUUCCCGAGACAGAUCCCAUUGAUGUAGCUGCACAUCUGCAACUACUGGGAGAGUCUCUGAGUCUUAUUGGCCACAGGCUGCAGGAGACUGAAGGAAUGGUAGCCAUAUCAGGAAGUUUAUCAGUACUCCUGGAUUCAAUUAUUUGUGCUCUGGGUCCUUUGACUUGUCUCACAUCCCAGUUACCUGAGCUAAAUGGCUGCCCCAAACAUGUUUUGUCAAACACAUUAGAUAAUAUUGCCUACAUAAUGCCCGGUCUUUGACACAAAAAGCGAGUGUGGAAAGUAAUCUACUGCCAUGCUACUGGUGUGUAUACAUAUAUAUUGCGUUCUUCAAGUCUCAACCUACAGAAUUUUAAAGUUUUUUGUCAAUAACUGUAUAACUUGCUUUUAUGAAAAAAGUCCAGAACUUGAAUUUGCAAGAAUUGAAGGAUGUUUUUUUAAGUCUGUGUGUUUCUACAUAACUAGAGUUUAGUAAUUUUUUAUAUAUCAGCCUUAAUAUAAAAGGAAAAAAAAUAUAUUGAAUUAUUUUAAUUAAAAAUGUCAAGCAAGUUUAGGGCAAACACAUGCCAUGGACCCAAUACCACUAAUACUUUAGAUAUAAAACAGAGCCCUGAUGGCGCAAUGGUUAAAGUGCAGUGUUGGAAGAAAACUCUGCCCACAGCCUGGAGUUUGAUCCUGACAGGGCUCAAGGUUGACUCAUCCUUCCAUCCUCCCAAGGACAGUAAAAUGAGGGCCUAGACUGUUGGGACAAUAUGCAAAUAAUGCUUCAACAUUGUAAACCAUCCAGAGAGUGGUGUAAAGAGAUAUGGAGUGGUAUAUAAGCCUAAAUGUUAUUGCUAUUGCUAUAAAAUAGUACUGGUACUUCUCUAAGUGGAAACAAUGGAAUGGAGAAAAAAUAAUUAACAUGUUCAAAUUAAUGAUGGGGGAAAUUCUCCUAUCCUUAGAGAACUGUUCGGACAGUAGGAAUUCUUAUUAAAUGUUGCAUUAAUUGUCAGAGCUACAUACAAAUUUGGGAGUGAAUGAAAUCGAAUCAUUAAAAUGGCUACUUCUUUAAUGUGACUGUUUAAAGCAGCUAUAUUUUUCUCCACACACACAGUUUUAAUAAGUAGCAGUGAGGUGCUAAUUCAUGUUCAUUCAAGUUUUGAAGCAAUUCUUCCAAAUCAUUUUCAAAACUUAUAUAGCACUAGUAAUUACAGUAUAGAAAUGUAAUAUUUCAUAAAAUGUUCAGAUUAUGAGAGAAAAGGAAGAAGAUUUUUAGCCUACAAUUUCAGGCUCCAAAUUCUUCACAUUUAGAUAGUGACUUCUGAAACAGUAGCUAAAAAUAUUGUCAUAGAAGGCAAGAACGUUCCCCCAAUUACGCAAAUUCCAAUUUAGCAUUAUUACCAGCAACUCCUUUCUCUUAUGGUGCUAAUAUUCAUGUACAGGCGAUACAGGUGAUAUUGAAGGACUUAUUAAUAAUAGGAAGAGAAAUGUUUUGGCACAGGCUUAAGCGCUUUGAAUCUGUUCUCUGGGAAAGCACUUCCAUAGGAUUAAGUAUGUUAUUUUUAAUAUAGGAAUUUACAUUUUUGUAUAUGUAUUUUUGUAUAUACCAUAUAUUUUUUUUACUAUAAGACGUGCCUAGAUUUAGAGGACGAAAACAAGGGAAAAAAAUAGUUUUUGGUCUCUGCGCAUCAUGUUUCCACCCACCCCGGCCCAUUUUUGGCCUUCUGAACCCUAUGUGCGCCCCGUUUUAACCCAAAACUUGCCCAUUUUUGGCCUGCAGAGUGCUUCUAGGGGCUAGGAAGGGUAAAGGUAAAAAUGUGACUCACGGAGGGUUUGGGAGGCCAAAAACGAGCCCGUUUUUGAUGAAAAUGGGCCCAUUUUUGGCAAAAAUGGGCCGUGCAAAGCACUGCAGAGUGCUUCCAGGGGCCAGGGAGGGUGAAAACGCAAUGCAUGGAGGAUUUAGGAGGCCAAAAACAGGGCCAUAUUUGGUCUACAAGACACACCAAAAUUUUUACCCACUUUUGGGGGGGAAAAGAUGCGUCUUUUAGUGGGGGAAAGGUACUCUGAAAAAUAGGUAGUUGUAAUUAGAACACAAAAAAUUCCUUCUAUUACUGUUGUUCAGAAAACAUGUACAGGUAGUCCUCAAUUGAGCCCAAAAUUUAUGUUGCUAAAUGAGAUAGUUGUUAAGUGACUUAUGCCCCAUUUUAUGACUUUUCCUGCCAUAGUUAAGUGAAUCACUAUAAGUGUUAAGUUAUUAAUGCACUUGUUCACUUGUUAAAUUAAUCUGGCUUCCCCAUUGACUUUGCUUGUCAGAAGGUCACAAAAGGUGAUCACAUAAUCGAGGAUGCUGCAAUGGUCAUAAAUAAGAGCCAGUUGUAAAGCAUCCAAAUUUUGAUCACAUGAUCAUGGGAGUUGCUGCAAUGGUCAUAAGCAUGAAAAAUGGUCAUAAGUCACUUUUUUCAGUGCAGUUAUAACUUCAAAUGGUCAUUAAACAAAUGGUUAUAAGUCAAGGACUAACCUGUAUUCAUUUUACAAUCUAUACACCUUUGUCAUAAUUAAACUUUAGGUUAGAACAAGUAUUGAUUAAAAGGAGAUUUUGAAUUUUUAAAAAAGUAUUCAUACAAAAAUAGCAAUACAGGUAGUCCACGACUUACAACCAUUCAUUUAGAAAAGUUACAAGGUAAAAAAGUGGCAUAUGUCCAGUCCUCACAUUUAAGACCAUUGCAGAAUUCUCAUGAUCAUGAUUGGAUGCUUCAUGAUCUUCAUAUAUUUAGGAGGAUUGCAACAUCCCAGGGUAAUGUAGCGCCAUUUGUGACCUGUCCAGCUGGCUUCUGACAAGCAAAGUCAAUGGGUGAAGCUAAAUUUGCUUAAUGAUCACAGCAAAAAGAUAAUAAAAUUAGGUGCGGUCAGAUGAUGACUCACAUAACCACCACAUUGCUUAGUGAUGGAAGUUCUGGUUCCAACUGUGAUUGUGAAUCGAUGUGUCCUUAUAGUGUGAUUUAAAAAAUGGAUAAAACAAAUGUUAAAAUUCUAUGUCAUAUAACCUUAUCACAUAGGAUUUAAAAAUCUUAAAACAACAGGAAAUGAAAUAAUUUAGAAUCCAAGUAUAUACGAUACAUCACUUCCCUAGGCUUUUAAGAGUGGAUAUUUUUCUAAUUGGUAGACUAUUAAAUUGACUGGUUUUCCAUCAUUUCAUCUUAAGCUUCCUUUAAAUAAUGAAGUACCUGUCCCCAUUCCUAUCCCCUUGUUAAACCUGAUGAUUAAAAUACUAUUUGCUAAGAGCUAAUGACUUGAGGUUUUAAAAACCUAUUCAGAUUUGAUAUUAUUUGAACAAUGCUACAAACAAUGUAAAAACCAACUGAGAUAGUGAUUAAGGCAGCAGGCUAGAAACCAGGAAAACAUGGAAGCCAGCUGGUGACCUUAGGGGAGUCAUUUUUCUCUCAGCCCUAGGAAACAAACAAUGGCAAAUAACUUCUAAAAAUCUGCAGUGAAUCAUUGACUCAAAGUUGUGCAGAUAUACAAGCAGUAUAUGAACUAUAAAGAAUAUCAAUCUUUAGAGCUGGACAUUUAACAGAAUCAUUUAAUUGCAUUUACACUAUAUUGCUGCUUUUGGAAAGUUCUUGGAGUUUUCAGCAUUGAGUGGAAAGUCUUUAAAUUAGGAGUUUGGUAGCACCUUUUCCAACUAAGAAAUGUAAUUAAAAGGCAUAAUCAGUCUGACCAAAUGAGCUACAUCUUACAAAAGCUUAUUCCAUUUAAUACAAUUUGUUAGUUGGUGCUAUCAGGCAACUGAUUUUUUUUUUGCCAGCCUAGACUAAUCCAGCUCUCCUAUAAAUGAAGAAAGGCAAUUUUUACUUAUGUCCUUCUGUCCUGUGUUACCCCACCCACAGAUAUAUCACAAAAGCUAGAAAAAAUCAGAACACAGAAGAUAAGCACAGGCAAGUCAGAAACAAUUGCCUUCUUCCAGUGGCUGAAAUAAUCUGUCAAUUAAUGGCUUUAAUUCAUAAACAUGAAUUAUUUGAAUCAGG
Molecule: messenger RNA, 5741 nt
Organism: Ahaetulla prasina
Lineage: Eukaryota; Metazoa; Chordata; Lepidosauria; Squamata; Colubridae
Gene: HMGXB4
Product: HMG-box containing 4
Exons: 10
Coding region: 508-1995 (495 amino acids)
Source: RefSeq, a predicted model, not a curated record